Messenger RNA from Penicillium verhagenii, 456 nucleotides. RefSeq lists its product as uncharacterized. The transcript is spliced from 3 exons. The coding region runs from base 1 to 456 and encodes 151 amino acids. NCBI's taxonomy places the organism in Eukaryota, Fungi, Ascomycota, Eurotiomycetes, Eurotiales, Aspergillaceae. The record is from RefSeq and is a predicted model, not a curated record.
AUGACGAAAAACCUCUUGGUCUUGCCUGUUCCUGCGUCCCCUACGGGGGUACUUUCAAUCAGAGGGAUGACGACGGAAGCAGAGUCCGUUUGGCCUGAGUGGAUGAUCAUUUUGGGGAUCAUUCUUGGAGCACUUGUGCUCAUACUGCUUUGUUAUCUGGGGGCCUGGCUCUACAAUGCCAGCAUGAAGAUCUGCCAAAACCCUCAGCACAUCCUCUCGAAGGAGUACCGGAGGAAGCACCGACAAUGGAGGAGGGAUAAAACCCGCGCGGCGCGUCAAGACAUAGAGGGAGGGUUCGACAUCCCCGAGCCCAAGUUUCCCAUUGCUGUGUACGCCCGCGACCCAUCAACACCGUUGCCUCCUCCCGUCCCUGACGCCGACUCCUUCCCCUACCAGUUUGUCGUCGUCCCGAGGGAGUAUGCGCAAUGGUACUCCGGGAAUUUCGGCGAGGCUUGA